AUGCUUAUUUUUCUACAGUUUAGUUUUUUAUUGAAGGACUUCGUAACCGGCGGUUGUGAAGGAGGGAGUGGUGCAAAUAGCAAGCAAUCCGACUGUUCGCCCGAGUCUUCUUCAGCCAACAACAGCUUAACGGCCGAUGAAAGAAAUAAGAUAUCCGCGAAAAUUCUCAAAGCAGAAAUGAAAGGAGAUACGGAGACAGUGAACAAGCUGAAGCGAAAGCUAGAGGGCAGUACAACACAGAAGCGUGAGGAAACUGAAAAAACAGUCGUUUUAUUGAAGAGGGACCGAUCUGGAAAUGUCGUUCCUUGCCAGAGAAACAAGAGCUCAUCAGAAAAUUUUGCUCAGACAUCAUCACGCAUCCACCGAGAGUACGGUAUGAAGCAAGGCCUAAAUGAAAUGAUGCUUGAGGAGAAAUCAUCAACAGCUGAGGAUCAGCUUAUGCUUUUCCAUCGGUCGAUUAUAGUGAGUGUUGCACUUACAAUUUGUGUUUUCAUGUUUUCUCUCAGCAGCUUUUUGCAGUCCAUAAUUAAUGCUGGUUUUGCUGGCUGCUUUUUUUCUCAUUUCAUUUGCUUGAAAAUUCGAAAUUGA
Haemonchus placei is the source of this 588-nucleotide messenger RNA. NCBI's taxonomy places the organism in Eukaryota, Metazoa, Nematoda, Chromadorea, Rhabditida, Trichostrongylidae. The record is from the annotation of a GenBank genome assembly.